This is a messenger RNA of Cheilinus undulatus (humphead wrasse), 2368 nucleotides long. RefSeq names its product zinc finger protein 180-like. NCBI's taxonomy places the organism in Eukaryota, Metazoa, Chordata, Actinopteri, Labriformes, Labridae. The transcript has 2 exons. The coding region runs from base 145 to 1257 and encodes 370 amino acids. The record is from RefSeq and is a predicted model, not a curated record.
CAUGUUUACUAGCAUGUUAGCCUGUUAGCGGCCAUUCUGAAUCAGACGGUUUCAGCGUGAUUCUCCCGGUGUUUCUGCCUCAGACCGUCAAACCAAAUAACCGGUAGACUGAGUGAAAACUAGGGGACGUUUCGGCGGGAAAACAUGAAGCGGAAACAAAAUGGCGGAAGGAGAAAAGCACCUAGGAGAGGGGCAGAGGAGGAGAGACAGUCAGAGGUGAGGGCGGCUGAUUACCCAGAAUGCAGUGAGGACGAACCCUUAGAGCUGCGGCUCAGUGAGUCAGAAGAGGAGGAGAUGACAGUGGAGGUUAAAGUGGAGGAUGAGGAAGAUGCUGGUAAAGGAUCCAGACAGGAAGCAGCCUCCAGUCCUCGGGCUGACAGAGCGUCGAAGAGGAAGACGUCUGGAAAACGAGCGAGCGCCAAGCUGAGCCCUGCGGCGGUCAAAGUGAAGAAGGAGUAUCAGUGUGACGAGUGCCUGAAGAGCUUUGACAGGCCAGGUCGUCUGCAGGCCCAUCAGAGGACGCACACCGGCGAGCGGCCGUUCAAGUGCUCAGACUGUGACAAACGCUUUCAGAGUAAGUACGUCCUGUCGGCUCACCUGAAGACGCACAGCGGCGAGCGCCCGUUCUGUUGUCACAAGUGUGGGAAGUGUUUCCGUAACAGGCAUGCCCUGGUGGAGCACUCACGGACGCACACAGGCGAGAGGCCUUUUAGCUGUCAGCACUGCAGUCUGAGCUUCUGCGCUAAGAGCCACCUGCAGCGCCACAUGCUGACACACACAGAUGAGCGCCGCCACCAGUGCGUGGAGUGUGGGAAGUGCUACAAGCGAAAGGAACACCUGGUCAGCCACAUGCGCGUGCACAGCGGCGAGCGUCCGUUCAGCUGCAGGAUCUGCGGAUGCUCCUACAGGGAGAAAGGACGCCUCCGGCUGCACCUGCGGACUCACUCCGGGGACAGUAAACGUCACGCCUGCUCGCUGUGCGGCCAGUGCCUGGUUUCGGCCAAUCAUCUGCAGAGGCACAUGCAGAUUCACAGCGGCGAGCAGCCGCACCGCUGCCCCGACUGCAGCAAACGAUUCAGCAGAAAGGACAAAAUGAGGGAGCACAUGAGGAUCCACACUGGGGAGAAACCGUACCAGUGCUCCAAGUGCUCGCAGAGCUUCAGGUGGAGGGCGGCGCUCAAUGUUCACUCCCACACUCAUACAGCAGAGGACGAGGGGCCCCAAUCGGACAAGAAGGAGGCUCUUACUAAGCAUUAAUCUGCACUGUAUCACAUAUCAGACACUGAUGGAAAGACCUCUAAAGGAAUCAGAUGUGCAGUGCACCAAAUGCCUUUAAGAAAACAUGAAAUGAAGAGACAGGUGCUGGUUUUAAUGAAAGAUAGACUGUCCAUGAGUGGGGAGGGUCAGCUGACUGAGCCUGAAACUACAGCUGCUCGAUUAGGUCAAAAAUCCUAAUCAGGAUUAUUUUGACUGAUAAAGAUUGUGAUUUUUAAAAACAUGAUAACUGAUUUUAUAACAUCUCCAUCUGUACAUGAAUUUCAAUGACUGAAUAAAUUGUUGUGAGCCUCAAGAGGCAGCCACAUCUGUGUACCACAUUCUGUUAGUUACUUAUCAUCGUUCCAGGUCUGCCGACACCAAUAGCUCACAAGUUUGGUGUUUCCUACUUUAUUUCAGACCCACAGGUCCAUAUCAGCAUACAUAAACAUGAAUCAUGUAAUACAGACUAGAAAUAAAAGUUCCAUUAAUAGACACAGGCUUUUAUUCUUCCUAUUAAGAGACUAAAUCAUUUAUUGUACCAGGAAAGCAGUAAACAUGUUUAAAACUGCUGUAAAUGUGGGACCUAUAGGCUGAUACGAGACUGCAGAUUUGAUCUUGUGCACUAGCUUCAUUUUUUACUGUCCCAAUUCCCCCCCAAAAUUGGGCGCUGUGUAAAAUGUUAAAACAAGAAUGCAAACAUUUGAGACUUUUUUCCCUUUUCAUGAAAAAAACUAGCUCAUUUUGAAUUUGAUGUCAGUAACACAUCUAAAAAAAAGUAGGGACAGGAUCAUGUUUGCUAUCUCUUUUUACAAGUCUGUAAAUGUCUGGGGAGAGAGGAGACCAGCUGUUCAAGUUUUGGGAGAGGCAUGUUGUCCCAUUCUUUUUUCUGAUUCGGGAAUCUAGCUGCUCAACAGUCCUGGGUCUUUGCUGGGGGAUUAAUAAUGCUUCAGAUUUUUUCUAUCAGUAAAAGGUCUGGACUGUUCAGGCCAGUUCAGUUCUAGGGGUGCACCGAUCGAUCGGCACCGAUUUCCUUAGUUUUGGGGGAUCGGCGAUCGGCUGGACUUACAUAUGAAACCGAUUUUAUCCACCGAUCUCAUCUACCUCUACCUAC